CAAAACUGUAUAGUUACACUCUCACACCUUUAAUACACUAAAAAUCAGUAUCAAUACCUCCGAAUAAAAUGGCUAACAGUGCACUCCGAAAGAAACUGGUGAUCGUGGGCGAUGGUGCCUGCGGGAAGACUUGCCUUCUGAUAGUAUUCUCUAAGGACCAGUUCCCCGAGACGUACGUACCCACAGUGUUCGAGAACUAUGUGGCCGACAUUGAUGUAGACAACAAACAGGUAGAGCUUGCACUUUGGGAUACAGCUGGACAAGAAGACUACGAUCGUCUCAGACCACUCUCAUAUCCAGACACAGACGUGAUUCUCAUGUGUUUCAGCGUAGAUAAUCCUGAUUCUUUGGAUAAUAUCCCUGAUAAAUGGACUCCGGAGGUGCGUCACUUCUGCCCGAGCGUACCUAUCAUCUUGGUCGGACUCAAAACAGAUUUAAGAGAUGAUCCCCAUACCAAGCAAGAAUUGGCCAAGCUUAAACAGGAGCCCGUAAAGGUGGAGGCAGCUGAGGCCAUGGCCCGUCAAAUAACCGCUCAGUCGUACAUGGAAUGUUCGGCUAAGACUAAAGAGGGUGUGCUGGAGGUCUUCGAGGCUGCAACACGAGCGGCACUUGCCACCAGACAGAAGAAGAGAAAGGCCUGCCUGCUUUUGUAAAUAGUUUUGUAAGCUUGAUUACCUUAAAUGCUGCAGUGCAGUCUUAAAACUAAUUGUAACGAAGCACUAUACGGACUAUGAACAGUUCAUCUUGGUUUUUGGCAUAAGAUACUACUGAAGUUCGCAAUUUGACUUUCCUGACGGAAUUGGAAGUUGAAGAAGUACACUAAUGUAUAUAUAUAAAAUAUGCCGUAUAUACGUGCUGCACAACUGGAGCGUGGUCGUGAGGUAGGGAG
This is a messenger RNA of Sphaeroforma arctica JP610, 889 nucleotides long. RefSeq names its product transforming protein RhoA. Gene Ontology annotation, molecular function: GTPase activity; GTP binding. The transcript is spliced from 4 exons. Bases 69 to 653 code for a protein of 194 amino acids. The record is from RefSeq and is a predicted model, not a curated record. NCBI's taxonomy places the organism in Eukaryota, Ichthyosporea, Ichthyophonida. Gene Ontology annotation, biological process: small GTPase-mediated signal transduction.